This is a messenger RNA of Ostrea edulis (European flat oyster), 1506 nucleotides long. RefSeq lists its product as uncharacterized. Bases 268 to 1416 code for a protein of 382 amino acids. The transcript is spliced from 4 exons. The record is from RefSeq and is a predicted model, not a curated record. Lineage: Eukaryota; Metazoa; Mollusca; Bivalvia; Ostreida; Ostreidae.
AAAUUAGUCGACGGUUUAUUAGAUGCAGACAUGAGAAAGAUGUAGAUGGAAAACUCGUAAUCCCGAAAGCUGCCGAGUCUUAUUUCGUGACUAGCAGCUAUUUAUAGCCCGCGAUGCUGGAAGAGAGCCUGUUCAGUUUUAUCUUUGCGAUCAUUGAUCUAGUAUUUGUUUAUUAGUAAAGGCAAGCAUGAAGCCCUCGCAUCCUUCCUCGUUUCGUCCUUUCCUGUUUGAGUAAAAAUUGUUGGGAAAUAUUAGUUCGUGUUACCAAUGGCGCGAGUGGAACAUGAAGAAGUUGAGAGGUUUAAGGAUGUGGAUAUAGAGAGGAUUCUGGCGCGGGUAGAACGCAGGGGGCCGCUGAUGUUAGCCAGAAAGCGCUCUCUGUACAGAGCACCGGAAUUCGUCAAAAGACUGGCACAAGAAAUUACAGUUGAUGAAGGUUCCACGGUGUGCUUCGACUGUAAAGUGGUUGCCUUUCCGAACCCAGCCAUUACCUGGACCAAAGACAACGAAUCGUUACCCAGUGAUAGUCGAAUCCAGACGGAAACUUCCGACAACGGUGGAUACGCGUUAAAAAUAAAUGACGUCACAAAAAAAGACGAAGCGGCGUACCGAUGUCGAGCGGAGAAUGUCGAAGCCCUUAAAAAGGACAAACCAAAGAAGACUUCCGCUGGACUUUUGGCGCAUGCUCAAACAUUUCCGGUCAUCAAGGAGGAAGUGGAAGAAGAGGAAGCGGAGGCUGAAUUUUUCCGGAACCAACCAGAUUCGCCACUGACAUCAUUGUAUUGUGGAACAAGAUGGAAAAACCGCACAUGGCCUGACUUUUUAAAUCACCAAUCACUUGCUGUGAAUUAUUAUGACGAUGAUCUUGAAUCCAUGAUGGAUUCGGACGAAGAUGACGUAUUUUUAUCAGAACCCGGAAAUGACGUAAAUGGUGUAUUUCCUGUUAAUAUCCAGGAUAAUAGUGAUUCAGACUCAGAAAUGGCGAACGUUAUAACACAAAAUCUCAUCUUUGAGAAUAGAAACUUUUCCAGCUCAUUUCCAGAUAGACCCAACGGAACGUGUAGGAUAGAGCAAGACAUCAACGCCAAUACAUGCGCAUCAUCUUUGAAACAAAAUGGCGACGUUUCACAUUAUCGCAAAGUUUUAUCGGAGGGAUCUCGGACAUCUGAUUUUGUAAACGACAGAAAAAGCGUAAUGUGUGCAAAUAACGACAACUCGCCGUGCUACGAACUAGCCGGCGAAAGUGCUGGGCCGACUCUUAGUGACGUCACGGGACUAAACCUUGCCGUGCUUGUGCUUCUUAUUUCGGGAUAUACUUUUCUAGCAUUAAGAUGGAACUUGGAUCCGAGGACGUUUGUUUCGUUUCAAUUGUUCGUUGAGUUUUUAUUUUUAAUAAUAGUUUCUUUGUUAGACUAACAUUUGUAACCGUUAGGGGUUUUAACUGUUGUUGACAAUACUGUAUAGCCAUUGUUGAUUAUAGAUUAAAUAUAUUACUAAUUUUUUAAA